AUGACUCAAGUCAUUAUGACUUCUUUGCCGCGGCCUAUUACCACCCUUUUCAUAUCUGAAAGGCUGGUCUAUCGCAGCGUGCAGAUGUCUGACUUGGAUACCUUCUAUCAAAUCAUCAGCGAACCUGGGUGUAUGGAAAUGGGUCACCCGUUUAUUCCCCGUCCACCAAUCCAAAAGUCAAUGGAUGACUUUGUCGAGUCGUACCAAAAGAAAGCUUUGAUCUUUGUUUUCAUCUGUUUGCAGGAAAAGUUAGAGAAUGGGAAUGUCACGGCGGGCAACCAAUUGGGUCUCUCAAUAUGGCCCCGCCAUCGCUCCAAGUUAAAGAAGAUCACCGUUCUACCAACUUUGCUAUCUGGCUUUCCAGAGGAAUACCGUGGUAAAGGCUAUGGUGAAGAAGCUACUAAAUGGGCUGUGGACUGGGCAUUUAAUUAUGCUGGUGUGCACCGUAUUGAACUCUGGUCCUACAGCUUCAACGAGACAGCAAUACGGCUAUGGGGAAAAGUUGGAUUCAAAUUGGAAGGCAGAAAACGAGAAAACGUGUGGUUUCAGCGAAUGGGAGGAAAAUCAGAGAUUUGA
This is a messenger RNA of Trichoderma asperellum CBS 433.97, 576 nucleotides long. The record is from RefSeq and is a predicted model, not a curated record. Lineage: Eukaryota; Fungi; Ascomycota; Sordariomycetes; Hypocreales; Hypocreaceae.